AUGUUAGAAGGUGCAAAAUCAAUAGGUGCCGGAGCUGCUACAAUUGCUUCAGCGGGAGCUGCUAUCGGUAUUGGGAACGUUUUUAGUUCCUCGAUCCAUUCCGUGGCGCGAAAUCCGUCAUUGGCGAAACAAUUAUUUGGUUAUGCUAUUUUGGGCUUUGCUUUAACCGAAGCGAUCGCCCUGUUUGCCCUAAUGAUGGCCUUUUUGAUUUCAUUCGUAUUCCGAUUUUUAUUUUCAAAGAAAGGGGAGCUGGCGGGGCCCCCAGUCGAGUAA
Messenger RNA from Spinacia oleracea (spinach), 273 nucleotides. NCBI's taxonomy places the organism in Eukaryota, Viridiplantae, Streptophyta, Magnoliopsida, Caryophyllales, Amaranthaceae. The record is from the annotation of a RefSeq genome assembly.